AGUGAAUAAUUGAGAAAAGACGUUAUACCUUCCCCAUCCAUAUACAUUAUUUCUUUUUGCUCAACUGCAUAACAUCACCAAAUUCGACCCGAUCAAGUUUUGAUUCGUGUCUAUACAGAGGAAAGUGUCUGAAUUGUUCUCUGUCUCGGAUUGUUUUCUUUCUAAACAAAAAAGAUUUUUCUUGUUGAGAUCGAAAACUCUGUUCAAGCAGAUUUUGAGUUCUUGAUUUUGAUUCAAGAUGGGGAGGCUGUUUGUUGUGAAUCUUGAAGGGAAGAUCUAUAGCUGCAAACACUGUAAGACCCAUCUUGCUACAUAUGAAGACAUUAUCUCCAAGUCUUUUCACUGCAAGCAUGGCAAAGCUUAUCUCUUCAAUAAGGUUGCCAAUGUUUCAAUUGGAGAGACUGAAGAAAGACUGAUGAUGACUGGUAAACAUACUGUGGCUGACAUUUUCUGUGUCUCUUGUGGAUCAAUCGUUGGCUGGAGAUAUGAGACUGCUCAUGAGAAGAAUCAGAAGUACAAAGAAGGGAAAUCUGUUCUUGAAAGGUUUAAGAUAUCAGGUCCUGAUGGGAGCAACUAUUGGGUGAGUAGCCAUGGAAGGCAUAUUGGUGGAAGUGAUGCAGAUGAUGCUUGAACCAUCUCCCUCUCUCUAUAUCCUCUGAUUUGACAUUUUCUGUAACUGUAAAUUCUUCAACCUCCAAUUCCAAAAUUGUUGUAAUAAGACUAACCAAAACUCCUUCUCUUGCAUUGUUUACCUCUCUCAGUAAAUAAAAUCUGAUCCUGUGUUAAGAUUA
Messenger RNA from Capsella rubella, 791 nucleotides. RefSeq names its product protein yippee-like. The transcript has 5 exons. Gene Ontology annotation, cellular component: ubiquitin ligase complex. Lineage: Eukaryota; Viridiplantae; Streptophyta; Magnoliopsida; Brassicales; Brassicaceae. The record is from RefSeq and is a predicted model, not a curated record. The coding region runs from base 239 to 631 and encodes 130 amino acids.